Molecule: messenger RNA, 867 nt
Organism: Cotesia congregata
Lineage: Eukaryota; Metazoa; Arthropoda; Insecta; Hymenoptera; Braconidae
Source: the annotation of a GenBank genome assembly
AUGGAUUUAGUGUUUCGUACCCGAACUCCUGGAGCCGCUGCCGAAGGUGUACGCGAUCAGUAUGCCGAUGGAAAAGCCGCAGAAGUAUGGAAGACUUUGAUCGGAGACAAAAAACAACGUACUCAGGUUUAUAAAGACUUUUUAGUGGGUUUGUUACGUGAAAAGGGCUGCAAAAGGAUCCUUGAUGUAGCCUGCGGUACUGGUAUCGACUCAAUAAUGUUAAUUGAAGAAGGCUUUGAAGUCGUUAGUGUCGACGCUUCCGACAAAAUGCUUAAGCAUGCCCUCAAGGACCGAUGGGACCGUAGGAAAGAACCUGGUUUCGAUAAUUGGAUUAUCGAAGAAGCAAACUGGCUAACUCUAACGAAAGACAUCAAGCAGCUAAUCGGCAGCGGUUUUGACGCCGUAAUCUGCUUAGGAAACAGUUUCGCUCAUAUCCACGACGCUUACGGCGACCAGAGAGAACAAAAACAAAUAUUAAAAAACUUCGAGAUGUGCUUAAAACCAGGAGGCUUUCUUCUUAUCGAUCACAGGAAUUAUGAUUAUAUUUUGGACGGCGGGGUCGCACCGGCGAGAUGCAUUUAUUAUAAUAGUCCGCAUACCAAAGAUAUAAGAACGUCCGUUUAUUGGGUUUCUGGUGAGCCACAAAUGGUCAUCCUGGAUUACUUCUUGUCCUUGGAUGAAAAUAACGAUGAUCCAGAGAAUCGAAAUGAAUUUCGCUUAUCUUACUAUCCCCAUCGACUUAAUGUCUUUCGGGACAUGUUAAGAGAAAUAUUUUCCCAAAAGGACCAUAAAAUUUUUGGUGACUUCAAACCUCUUAAUGAGGUCAAAGUACCGGCAUUUUUUAUUCAUAUCAUUGAAAAAAAGUAA